Messenger RNA from Erpetoichthys calabaricus (reedfish), 1037 nucleotides. RefSeq names its product small nuclear ribonucleoprotein polypeptides B and B1 (gene snrpb). The record is from RefSeq and is a predicted model, not a curated record. Gene Ontology annotation, cellular component: cytoplasm; U5 snRNP; U2 snRNP. The coding region runs from base 148 to 870 and encodes 240 amino acids. Gene Ontology annotation, molecular function: RNA binding. Gene Ontology annotation, biological process: mRNA splicing, via spliceosome. The transcript is spliced from 7 exons. Lineage: Eukaryota; Metazoa; Chordata; Cladistia; Polypteriformes; Polypteridae.
CUAGUCGGAUAUUUUUGUCGUGAUGCACAUACUUCCGGCCUCUCGCUGUAAUAAAGCAGGUCCUGCAAGCGCUCGCGCUGCACGGAUCAAUUUUUCUUUGUCCACUUGGUGAAUCCGUAACUGAUCGGUGCGAACUAAGCGGCAAUCAUGACGGUAGGUAAAAGCAGCAAGAUGCUGCAGCACAUAGACUAUAGGAUGCGCUGCAUACUUCAGGAUGGAAGGAUCUUCAUAGGUACCUUCAAAGCCUUUGACAAGCAUAUGAACCUUAUUUUGUGUGACUGUGAUGAAUUCAGAAAGAUCAAACCUAAAAACUCAAAGCAGCCAGAACGUGAAGAGAAGAGAGUGCUUGGAUUGGUACUUCUGCGUGGGGAAAAUUUGGUUUCCAUGACAGUAGAAGGUCCUCCACCAAAAGAUACUGGAAUUGCUAGAGUACCUCUUGCUGGUGUUGCUGGUGGCCCUGGUGUGGGAAGGGCUGCUGGUAGAGGAGUACCAGCAGGAGCACCAAUGCCUCAAGCUCCAGCAGGACUUGCAGGUCCUGUGCGUGGUGUUGGAGGACCUUCACAACAGGUGAUGACUCCUCAGGGACGUGGUACAGUAGCUGCAGCAGCUGCAGCAGCAGGUGCCAGUAUUGCUGGGGCCCCAACACAGUAUCCACCUGGUCGUGGUGCUCCACCUCCACCAAUGGCCAGAGGGGCACCCCCUCCAGGAAUGAUGGGUCCCCCACCUGGCAUGAGGCCACCAAUGGGCCCACCAAUGGGAAUGCCUCCUGGUAGAGGUGCCCCAAUGGGAAUGCCUCCUCCAGGAAUGAGGCCUCCACCACCUGGAAUGCGAGGACCACCUCCACCAGGCAUGCGUCCGCCUAGGCCUUAAGUUAAGAUUGCACUAAGGAGCUCUUCAUACUCUACAGGAAAACUCAAGUUUCCUUAUUUGUUGUACUGUGGGACUAGUGGGCUUCACAAGCUACAUUCACCAUUCUGUAUAUUUUUAUUUUUUUUACUUGCAAAAUUUUAAUAAAAUUUGAUGGAUGGUUUACUAUA